UGCUUUCUAAUAAUGACUUCACUCCGCGAUGCCGAACGAAGCAGUGGUGAUAGAAGCUGAUAGCAACAGCAACAGUGACUAUAGUCUACAAUUGAAUCGAUGGUUCUUGAAACCGAUCGGUGCAUGGCCCCCGUCUCCUUCCACCACAAAACUCGAAAAGAUUAUUUCAUUUGUUUUGAACAUCAUUUGCUUCAGCACCGUAAUUAUCACUGUGAUUCCUAGUUUACUACUAAUAAUUCUAGAAGAUGAGAGUAUAAAUUUCAAAUUGAAGGCACUGGGUUUCGUGAGCCAUUGGAUCGUCAGCAGCCUUAAUUAUACAACUUUGUUGUUGCAUAGCAAAGACAUACGACAGUGCAUAGAACACAUGGAAAGUGACUGGCGAACGUUAAUCAGAGAGGAGGAUCAACACGUGAUGCUGAAGAAAGCGAAAUUGGGUCGCUAUGUAGCGGCUUUUUGCGCCAUUUUUAUGCAGGGUAGCGUUUUAUGCUUUUGUUUCGUGACAGCAUUAAAUACAGUGGAGAUACAAAUUGGAAACGAGACGAGAGUUUUACACGUGUUACCUUGUGCAGUAUACAAGAAGCUAGUAAACGUCGAUGAAAGUUCAACGAACCAGAUCAUGCUUUUCUUGCAAGUUUUGUCUGCAAUUAUUGCAAAUUCUAGUACGAUUGGAAUUUUUAGUCUUGCAGCAGUCCUAGCUGCUCACGCGUGUGGUCAGUUAAACGUUAUUAAGUUAUGGAUCACUGAAUUUGUUAAUGAGGCCAGAGGAAAAAGGAAAUCCGAUGGUUCUAUUCAAAUUGGAGCAAUCGUGGAACGACACCUGAGGACAUUGAAUUUUAUAUCGUAUAUCGAGUAUGUGAUGAAUAAAAUAUGUCUCUUGGAAAUGCUAAGAUGCACAAUGGAUAUAUGUGUAACUGGCUAUUACAUUUUAUCAGAAUGGGCUGAGCAUGAUAUUCAAAAUUUGACUUCGUAUUUUAUGAUGCUCGUUACAAUCUGUUAUAACAUUUUUGUAAUAUGUUACAUCGGUGAAAUAUUAACAGAGCAGUGCAAGAAAAUUGGCGAAGUCGUCUACAUGACGAACUGGUAUCACUUACCCGGUAAAACAAUCCUCGACUUGAUUAUGGUCAUCGCACGAUCAAAUGUGGUCGUUCAAAUCACUGCCGGAAAAUUAGUUCAUAUGUCCGUUUAUACAUUUGGUAGUGUAAGUUUAUUCGAUACUCUUACUCAUAACUGUAUUGUCUGUUUACGUGAAAUAUUCUGCCAUUUCAGGUUGUGAAGACAGGUUUUGCAUACUUGAAUCUGUUNGCAGCAAAUGACGUAAUAAAAUGA
Messenger RNA from Bombus pyrosoma, 1326 nucleotides. RefSeq lists its product as uncharacterized. The record is from RefSeq and is a predicted model, not a curated record. The coding region runs from base 29 to 1273 and encodes 414 amino acids. Gene Ontology annotation, biological process: detection of chemical stimulus involved in sensory perception of smell; sensory perception of smell. The transcript is spliced from 4 exons. Gene Ontology annotation, molecular function: olfactory receptor activity; odorant binding. Gene Ontology annotation, cellular component: plasma membrane. Lineage: Eukaryota; Metazoa; Arthropoda; Insecta; Hymenoptera; Apidae.